AUGUCUCAAAUUGAUUUAGAUGUUUAUGAACUUGUGAGACCAGAAUAUUCCAUUGAGGCAACCAAUUGUGGAAUUGAGGCGGUGGAAAUGGACGUUUUCAGGAGAUCCUUGGGAAUAUCUCGUAGAGACCGAGUAAGAAAUGAAGAAGUGAAGCUCCGAAUGGGUGUGGAAGGAUCUGUGACAACGGACAUUGAAAGAAGACAACUGAUUUGGUACGGACACAUCCAGAGAAUGCCUAGCACGAGAAUACCUAAAAGAACUAUGGAGUGGAUACCAGCAGGACGAAGGAAAAGAGGAAGACCGAGGAAGACCUGGAAGGAAGGAAUAUUGAGAGCGAUGAGUGAAAGAAACCUUACUGAAGAUCAAUGCAGUGAUCGUCUGACGUGGAAAUUAGGCAUCGGACAACGUCGAAAGACGUUUUGA
Messenger RNA from Harmonia axyridis, 423 nucleotides. RefSeq lists its product as uncharacterized. Lineage: Eukaryota; Metazoa; Arthropoda; Insecta; Coleoptera; Coccinellidae. The record is from RefSeq and is a predicted model, not a curated record. The coding region runs from base 1 to 423 and encodes 140 amino acids. The transcript has a single exon.